AUGGCGACUAAAAAGCUAACGGGAGGUAACGCUCUGGUGAAGAGACGAGUGGGCAAAACGGAUGAGAAGAAAGAGGAGCACAAAGACAAGGAGGACAUAAUCAAGGUGUAUUUCAACCCUGCUCAUUACACCGUCAUGGAAAAUGUGGGUCAAUUCGCGGUCACCAUAAGCCGUGAGGGAGACGUCAGGCCUACUGUUUGUGUCGACUUUAAGACAGAGGACGGCACCGCAAAUGCCGGCUCUGAUUACGAGCCAAUCGAGGGAACCAUUAUCUUCAGACCCAACGAAAUGCAUAAACAGGUGUUCAUAACAGUGAUCGACGACGACGUGUUUGAAGAAGACGAGCACUUUUACGUGCGGUUAAGUAAUCCGCGGUAUUUAAGUCACGACGGAUGCACUCCAAUGAAUGGUGCGAUCAGUCAGUCCAAUAAGAAUCCGCCGCUCUUACAGUUGGCCACCCCUGCGAUCGCCACUGUUAUGAUCCUCGACGACGACCACUCAGGCGUCUACUCAUUCGCCGAAACCCAAUACGAGAUCUCGGAAUCUGUCGGUGAAUAUCGUCUGAAAGUGAACCGAUUCAGUGGCGCCCGCGGACGGGUGUCUGUGCCGUAUCACACCUGUGAGGGCACCGCCAAAGAUGGUGUCGAGUUUCAGAUGACUGAUGGCGUUAUAUUCUUUGACAACAACCAGACCUCGUAA
Molecule: messenger RNA, 699 nt
Organism: Medioppia subpectinata
Lineage: Eukaryota; Metazoa; Arthropoda; Arachnida; Sarcoptiformes; Oppiidae
Source: the annotation of a GenBank genome assembly